Molecule: messenger RNA, 585 nt
Organism: Ostertagia ostertagi
Lineage: Eukaryota; Metazoa; Nematoda; Chromadorea; Rhabditida; Trichostrongylidae
Source: the annotation of a GenBank genome assembly
CGGAAGUCUAUUCGCCUUCAUCGAAAGCUUUCGGCUUCGAACUUGCUAUCGCGCUACAAGCUGAAAGCUGUGGUCUCAUGUGGUGGCCUUUUCAAUGAGAUUUACGAUAAUUACGCGUUUGGAGAAGAUGGCAGAGACAUCGAUAUCGAUUCUGAACCCGAAUAUAUGAUCAUACUGUCGUGUGUCUUCAUCAUUCAAUUUAUCGUGGCAGUCGUUUGCCUCGGGAAAUGUCUCCGAAAGCAGUCUGGAAGAGGUGGGCAACUUUAUCUUUCCAAAUCAACUUUUGUCGUGAGGAGUGGAUGGAAAAAAUCGGAUGCGGCUGUGAAGUGGGAUGCUCAGAAAGCAUUCAGUUGUUGCGGAUUGGAGAAGGGGAGCCAGGGAAGUGCUGACUGUAAAAAGCUUCAAUGCUGGAACCAAUGUGAGCCAUGUCUUCCUAUUAUUGUCGAUGUAACGAGCAGUAAUCUGUCAAGAGUUGGACUGCUGGGACUUUUCUUCAGUUUUACCGAGCUGGUUGGAGUAUGGUUGGCGUAUCGUUUCCGCAACACGAGAGAUCCCAAGAUUGAUCCAGAAACACUAUUCCUUUGA